GAGUCAUAGUAUUUGGUAGGUUUGGCACUUCGGCGCCAGAAAAAUGGCUGUGAAGCUCUUUGAGGGGAAAGAUCAUGCAGCGGCGUACCUGCAGUACAGAGUAGCACCCCAUGAACUAAUCAGCAGGAUUAUGAGCUUCAUGGAGACGAGGACCAACCACUUCAAACUUGCAGUAGAUGUAGGCUGUGGUUCUGGUCAGGGGACGAUCCCAUUGGCUCCACAUUUCGCCAAGGUUGUUGGAACAGACAUCAGUAAGGCCCAGCUGGAGAUGGCGCAGGUCAAUAGCAACCCUCCAAAUGUAUCGUACAGGCAUUGUCCAGCAGAAGAGCUGCCGUUCGCCUCCGGUGAGGUCGACCUUGUGACGGCCAUGACGGCGGCCCACUGGUUCGACCGCCAAAAGUUCCUCCUGGAAGCUGACAGGGUCCUGAGGCCAGGAGGCUGCCUGGCUCUCCUGAGCUACACCAUGGACCUGGAGUUGGAGUUUGGGGACGUCUCGGACACGCUCAAUGACAUUUGUAAAGAGUUUUAUGCUGCCCUGCUUCCAUUUCGAGAUCCCUACAUAGGAUCGAGCUCUAGGCAGAUCUAUUUAAACAUGCUUGAGUCCUGCUCUUACCAAGACAAAGAAUGGAAUGAGUGUUUCAGGGUAAAAAAUACCUUGCCACUGAGCAGUUACAUCGGCAUGGUUCAGACCUUCUCCUCCUUCGAGAAACUGCGCAAAAAGGACCCCGCCGAGGCCGAGCGUCUUUCUGACGACAUCAGGAACAAGUUGCUCUCUGCUAUGAAGGCGUCUUCUCCGGAAACCGAAGUUACAGUUGUUGUGAAGUAUUUCUAUUGGUUGGCUAGCAAACCUUAGACCAACGUUUUUACUGUAUCUUGUGGCCAUUAGCAACCAACCAAAAGGCUUAUUGUGAUCCUUUGUUAGCAACUGUAAAAUUGCAAAUAUGCCUUAUAUUGUGAUGAUAUAGCAAGUAGAGAAAUGCACUUAAAAGCUCUUAACCCACUCCUAAGAAUUACAAGAUACCCUCCCAGUCUUUGUUGGAUGGAUGUUUCAAGAUGGUUAAUAAAAAGCUGCACAAAAAUAUAGAACUGGAUGGAACAACCAUGUUUUAAGAGUUUUUAAAUGUAUUGUAUCAUUUUAUGGACUUCUUAUUUUGGAUUAAUAAACUUCUAUUACUAUAUCAUGGCAUUUCUGGGUCCCAGUUUGGAAACCAAAGCUGUAGGUUGUAUUAACAAAAACCUAUGCAGCCCAGUGUGUUUUGCUAUUAUUCUGACAUUGAAAUUGCAUUAAAAUACAAAGUUGCAUCCUUUUAAAAGAAACAUGUUGUAUAAAUCUUUUUGAAUACAGAUAUAGGACAUAAAGUUGCAUGUUUAAUGAUGUCCGGGAGUUUGAAUUUGUAUGUGAAUACAAAGCUUUUCAGGUUGAACACUA
Messenger RNA from Labrus bergylta (ballan wrasse), 1429 nucleotides. The record is from RefSeq and is a predicted model, not a curated record. Lineage: Eukaryota; Metazoa; Chordata; Actinopteri; Labriformes; Labridae.